Molecule: messenger RNA, 96 nt
Organism: Python bivittatus (Burmese python)
Lineage: Eukaryota; Metazoa; Chordata; Lepidosauria; Squamata; Pythonidae
Gene: SLN
Product: sarcolipin
Cellular component (GO): membrane
Molecular function (GO): enzyme regulator activity
Source: RefSeq, a predicted model, not a curated record
AUGGAUAGAUCCACGCAAGAGCUCUUCCUCAACUUUAUGAUAGUACUGAUAACAGUACUCCUUAUGUGGAUUCUGGUGAAGUCUUAUCAAGACUGA